Messenger RNA from Rubroshorea leprosula, 1473 nucleotides. The record is from the annotation of a GenBank genome assembly. NCBI's taxonomy places the organism in Eukaryota, Viridiplantae, Streptophyta, Magnoliopsida, Malvales, Dipterocarpaceae.
GUUAAGUGAACAAAACAAUGAUCUGGGUGGUGACGAAGAUGAGGUUUUAGGCCUAGGUUUGGAGUCUCUGAAGAUUUUGUUGAAGUGGGGGGUCUUUCUGGGGUUGAUGAUUCGUGGUUUUUUUGGUUUUCUGGUGCAAGAGGGUUCUUGCGGUGGAGGAAGUGGUGAAUGCAGGGUACGGUGUGAUUGAGCAGUGGGCAUUGUUGUUGAGGAAUGCAUGGCCUAAGGUUUCUAUGGUUCUUAAGAUUUUCAAAGACCAAGGUGUGAUUCUGAGUGCACUUUAGGUCUAUCUGCAUUCUUCUCAAUGGCAGAGACUUCUAUAACUACACUGUGGCCAUGGAAGGUUUGUGAGCUGGCUGAAAAAGAGUCUGAAGAUGGUUUAUUGUGAAUGCUUCACGGUGAUGUAACCCAGUUGUUGACCACCAUUGUUAUUGGGUGGUCAAUAUUGGAGAAACUGUCAAUAUUGGAGAAACUGCUUUAGUUACAGAUGCAGCAACAACAAUAUUUGCAAAGGCCGGUGUUAGUGCAGCAACUGGAGUAAGAACUACUGAAAGGCAUAGCACCUUUGUUAAAUAAAGAGGGAAAAAAAAAAAACUUGAGUCAGGAAAGAUCUUGUCCGCACUUGCAACAUUCAGGAUUCUUCAAGAGCCAAUCUACAAUCUUCCGGACACAAUUUCAAUGAUAGUUCAGACGAAGGUUUCUCUUGAUAGAAUUGCAUCUUUCUUUUGCCUGGAUGACUUGAAGCCUGAUGUUAUAGAGAGGCUACCAAGAGGUAGUUCUGAUACAGCAAUUGAGAUCAUUGAUGGGAAUUUCUCCUGGGAUUUAUCUACCCCAAGUGUAACUUUGAAAGAUAUAAAUUUGAAAGUGCACCAUGGUAUGAGGGUUGCUGUUUGUGGUACUGUUGGCUCUGGCAACUCCUUGGAAUCAUUGCAGUGAUGUCUCAGGCUGCAUGGCAAGUCUUUUUUGUUUUUAUCCCUGUGAUUGCUACCUCUGUAUGGUAUCAGGUAGUCCUUCUGAACUCAACUAUUUUGUUUUAUCUCAAAUGAUACUUUCAAAUUAAUUUCAACAUUUUUCCUCUCUGAACUCCAGACUUUUGAUCCAUUAUAAUGUUUUCUGCUAUCUGAUUCAAAUGACCUUGCCAGUAAAUUUAUAUAUUGUUGGGUAAUGAGAAGAGAUGCUGCAAGCAUGGCCCAAAGCAUUUAAUUAUCCAAAGCAGGUUAUUAUUUUGCUGUCAUUGUUCUUUACGCUUUAUUUUAUUUCGUUUCUUUGAAUAUUAAAAUGCACUACAUUAGCUCAUAUUAUUGGUUGAAUUGAUGCUGAAAGAGCAAAAAAUGUUAGCUCCAAUGACACAUGGACGAAAAUCUUCAUAUUUGUGCUAAUAUUUCACAAGGUUGUUGAUGGUUAUGUUGUUCAUUUCUAUACUUGCCUUUUGCUUUGAAGUUCCAGAGUUGAGAAUACAUUCAGCCUCAAUUU